Molecule: messenger RNA, 1447 nt
Organism: Trichobilharzia szidati
Lineage: Eukaryota; Metazoa; Platyhelminthes; Trematoda; Strigeidida; Schistosomatidae
Source: the annotation of a GenBank genome assembly
UCAGCGGCAUCAGUAAAAAGCUCGUUUAUUUACGCGCAAAAUUCAAGUUUCGCGGUGGUUGGUGGCUAUGAAGUCAAUUGACAGCUUGUCGGAAUACGGGAAGUCUUAUACAUACUUAGACAGUGCUAGAGAUGAGUAUUAUGAUCGUCUGAAGUUCAGAAUCGAGAAGCGAAACUCUGAAUACUCACACCAACCUUUUUUGUGGGAGGACUUAGAAAAUCUCCGUCUACGGGAUCCUGAGGUGUCACAUCUUGGGAAUAUUUCAUGCGAUGCAAGUGAAAACAGUAAAGACGAUGAAAUUGCGGUGGAUGGCCCUGUCAAUCAUCCUGAUGACGCAGUGACAGACGAAGGUGAUGGACAGGAAGUGGAUGAAGGCAGUAUUAACCAAAAUAAGAAAGAAGUUGGCAUUCAAACUCAGAGGCUGUGUCUCCAGAAGACGAUUGAGCAACCCAAAGCUUUCGUACCUUAUGCUAUUGGUGGUUCACCCGGUCCGACGUCUGGUGUAAAGAGGACAUUUAACGUUAAGUCCGAAAGAGACGUUUAUCCCUCUGCCGUUCGAGCUGGAAUUCGUCGUAGAGAAAGGCUGAUGGGUUUGGAUCAGAUUAAUUCAUCAAACUACAAAAUGUCAUCUGAAGUUAUUGCACCAAAAUCACGUCUUUCUAAAAAUAAAUCCAGCCCUGUGUGCAAAACUGACAAGAAAUAUGUGCGUGUUCCGCGACAAUCAGCUGUAGGGACCGUCAAUACAUCCCGAUUAUCUGGUUCGGCUGCUUCAUAUUCUGAUCUUAGUAAUAACGGUCCGCAACGUGAGAAUACAUGGACUUCUGAGUACAUUCAAAGAUAUCCAUUAUAUCCAUCUUCAGUGUAUGUUCGUAGUGCAUCUGUCGCUGCAGGUCGUUGUCGUCCACUUUCUUUUUCACACAAACGACCGUCAUCUUCCUUCCCAGAAAGUUUGGUUCCAUCUACACCAGUACUGUUAAGUUGCCGUGGUUCGAACCCUGCUCCUAGAAGUAGUCGAGCAACUCGCUGUGAUAUUUGCUCAUUUGUAGAUCCCAGUGGGAAAUGUGCACGUCCGUUGCUUCGCGCACAUUAAAAAUUAAUAAAUCACAUCGCUGCCAUGUUUACAGCAACGAUUUUUAUCUAAAAUAGUAUAUACUAUGUUUCUUUCAUCCAUUCCAGCUUGCUUUUACAGACACAUCAUUUUUUCCUCAUCCACGAAAUAAUUUUAGUUUUUUCAACUAUGCACCAGACAAUCUAAGCUGUUAUGUCAAUAAUAACACAGAUUCAACUUUGAUAUAUAUAGAACAAAUAUAUGUAUAUUUGGCAUGUUAUUUACUUCUGUUUUCUAUGUCCUGCAUGUUUGUGUACGAUAAUAAUUGUUUAGCAUUUUGCAGCCUUAGUUCAUAUUUUCAGAAGUGUUUGUAGCCCCUUUUCAGCAUGCGUUACGGUA